Molecule: messenger RNA, 1386 nt
Organism: Phytophthora sojae
Lineage: Eukaryota; Oomycota; Peronosporomycetes; Peronosporales; Peronosporaceae
Exons: 3
Coding region: 1-1386 (461 amino acids)
Biological process (GO): aromatic amino acid biosynthetic process
Molecular function (GO): 3-deoxy-7-phosphoheptulonate synthase activity
Source: RefSeq, a predicted model, not a curated record
AUGGCAGCCGAGUGGACCCCGUCGUCGUGGCGCCAAUUCCCCGCCAAGCAGCAGGCCCCCUACCCGGAUGAACAGGCGCUCAAGCAAGCCCACGACAAGUUGAGGACGCUGCCGGGUCUGGUGUCGGUGCGCGAGAUCGAGGCCCUGAAGACGCAGCUGGCCGAUGUGGCGGCGGGCAAGCGCUUCCUGCUGCAGGGCGGCGACUGCGCCGAGCGGUUCCAGGACUGCCAGCCGGAGCUGAUCGAGAAGAAGCUCAAGAUCAUGAUCCAGAUGAGUCUGGUGCUGGUCUGGGGCGCGCGCAUGCCCACAGUGCGCGUGGCUCGCAUGGCCGGCCAGUUUGCCAAGCCGCGCUCCAGCGACACGGAGAUGCUGGACGGCGAGAAGGACCAGCGCACUCCGGACCCGAACCGCCUUCUGGAGGGAUACUUCCACAGCGCCGCGACGCUCAACUACGGGCGCGUGCUGGUGAGCUCGGGCUUCGCGGACAUCCACGACGCCGGCAAGUGGGACCUGGACUUCGUGCAGACCUCGUCGCGCCGAGAGGAGUACCAGCACAUGGUGAACGAGAUCACGGACAGUCUGCACUUCGUCCACAUGUGCGGUGUGGGAGCGGACUCGCCGCACCUGAAGACGGUGGACCUGUUUGUGUCGCACGAAGGACUGGAGCUCGGCUACGAGGAGACCAUGACGCGCAAGGUGGACGGCAAGUACUACAACGUGGGCACGGACUUCCUGUGGAUCGGUGACCGCACGCGUCAGCUAGACCACGCGCACAUCGAGUACUUCCGUGGCAUUGAGAACCCCAUCGGUAUUAAGGUGGGCCCGAGCAUGGCCGUGGAGGACCUGGUGCCGCUGAUCCGCAAGCUCUGGAAGGACCCCGAGGCCAACCCGGGCAAGAUCACGCUCAUCACGCGCUACGGCAGCGACAAGGUGGCCGACCUGCUGCCCAAGCACAUUGCGGCCGUGAAGGCGGCUGGCCUCAAGGUCAUCUGGUCGUGCGACCCGUGCCACGGCAACACGAUCGUGGCCGAGAACGGAUACAAGACGCGGCCAUUCGACCGCAUUUUCGGCGAGUUGGAGCAGACCCUGGAGAUCCACCGUGAGGCUGGGACAUCUCUGGGUGGUGUCCACUUUGAGCUGACGGGUGAGAACGUCACCGAGUGCAUUGGUGGACCGCAGGGCAUUGACGAGGGAGACCUGCCGCUGCGCUACACGAGCUACUGCGACCCGCGUCUGAACUACUCGCAGAGUAUGGAGGUGGCCUUCCUGCUGGCUAAGAACCUGUCGGUGCAGCACGACUUGGCGCCUCUGAACGAGAAGUCCAAGAUGCGCAAGCGCUCCAUGGAGAUCAGUGACCCGUCCAAGCGUCAACGCGCGGACAAGUAG